CCGCGGUUGCCAAGGCAACGUCCGGACGCGCCAGCCCGCGCGCGCCGCCUGCUGCCGGGGAGCGGAGAGCUGGCGGGAAGCGCGCCUUCAGAGUCCGGCCUCUGGCCAUGGCUUCGCUACGCACUGCCAAGGCGUGGGUGAAGAGCUACUUCAAGGAGAACUACAUUCCCCAGGUCUGCGAGGCUCUGUUAUGUGGUCUACUUGCUACCUGUCCUGAGGAUCCGCUGAGAUAUUUAGAAGUCAUGAUCAAGUAUAUAAUUGAAAGUGGACUUCAAAGACUUCUUUGGGAUAUGUGCAUUGAUCCAUCAGUGAAACCAAAAAUGCGAAGAUUGUCUGAGACUUAUUUGGAACAACUUUUUGGACUGGAUGAUCAACUGAUGACUCCAGAAUUGAUGAUAAAAGCAUGUAGCUUUUAUACUGGAAAUCUAGUAAAGACCUACUUUAGCAUUUGGAGAGACGCAGCACUAUCCCAUAUAACUGAAAGUGAGACUAUGGCUAAACAUAUGAAAAAAGCAAAGGAAUAUAACAAUUUCAGACUUCAAAGAUGGAUAUUCUGUCACUGGCACCCGUACGUGGAAAAUAAAAAACAACAACUUAAAGAGGCACUGUCGCGGAUCCAAAAGAUGUUCUAUUGUUACAAGCUAAUAAAUAUCCUAACAAAAUGGCGGGAUAAAGCAAGAUGUAGGAAUAAAAAGAGAGAAGAUGACCUGCUGUUAAAACAUGAACUUCAACUGAGAAAAUGGAAAACUAAGUCAAAAUCAAAAUUAUUUACUGAAGAAGAACAAAUGUUUCUUCAAGGAAGUUCAUCUGAAUGCUCUCUAGUAGGUGAGAGUCUUCCAUGUGACAUUUCACUGUUACCUGAAAGAGCAAUAUUACAG
This is a messenger RNA of Trichechus manatus latirostris (Florida manatee), 878 nucleotides long. RefSeq names its product F-box/LRR-repeat protein 13. The annotation marks the transcript as partial. The transcript is spliced from 7 exons. The record is from RefSeq and is a predicted model, not a curated record. Lineage: Eukaryota; Metazoa; Chordata; Mammalia; Sirenia; Trichechidae.